Molecule: messenger RNA, 860 nt
Organism: Condylura cristata (star-nosed mole)
Lineage: Eukaryota; Metazoa; Chordata; Mammalia; Eulipotyphla; Talpidae
Gene: PRRX2
Product: paired related homeobox 2
Exons: 4
Coding region: 1-624 (207 amino acids)
Biological process (GO): regulation of DNA-templated transcription
Molecular function (GO): DNA-binding transcription factor activity, RNA polymerase II-specific; DNA binding
Source: RefSeq, a predicted model, not a curated record
AUGGGGCCCCUGGCCACCUCAGCCGCCCCCGCCCCCGUGGCCACUGCGGCCGUCCUUCUCCUGCGGACUGGGGAGCUGGGGUGCUUGUGCACCAGCCCCAGGGAGCCUCUCCCUCGCGCAGGUGAGUGUCCCAGCCCCGGCCAGGGCGGCGCGGCCAAGCGGAAGAAGAAGCAGCGGCGAAACCGCACCACGUUCAACAGCAGCCAGCUGCAGGCCCUGGAGCGCGUGUUCGAGCGCACCCACUACCCCGACGCCUUCGUGCGGGAGGAGCUGGCCCGGCGUGUCAGCCUCAGCGAGGCUCGCGUGCAGGUCUGGUUUCAGAACCGCCGGGCCAAGUUCCGCCGGAACGAGCGGGCCAUGCUGGCCACCCGCUCCGCCUCGCUGCUCAAGUCCUACAGCCAGGAGGCCACCAUCGAGCAGCCCGUGGCUCCCCGGCCCACCGCCCUGGGCCCCGACUAUCUCCCCUGGACAGCCUCGUCCCCCUACAGCGCCGUGCCGCCCUACAGCCCCGGAGGCCCGGGCCCCACCACCCCGGGCGUCAACAUGGCCAACAGCAUCGCCAGCCUGCGCCUCAAGGCCAAGGAGUUCAGUCUGCACCACAGUCAGGUCCCCACGGUGAACUGACGCCGGCCACCAGGGCCCCGCCGCCGCCCGGCUCCCGCGGCCAGAAGAGGGAAACCGGCGCGCCACCUCCGCCUGAGCCCGGCUGGCGGGCGCUCCUGGGCCUCUCCCAGCCAACUCGGGCCUGCCCAGCCCUCUCCACAGCGCCGUCCUGGCCGAGGCUGCGGCCCUCGGAGGGGCUGGCCGCAGGAGGGCAGGCGCUCCAAGGACCUCGCUCACUUUGUGCAUUAAAACCGAAA